Molecule: messenger RNA, 1661 nt
Organism: Paramecium octaurelia
Lineage: Eukaryota; Ciliophora; Oligohymenophorea; Peniculida; Parameciidae
Source: the annotation of a GenBank genome assembly
AUGCUGAAAAAUCCUACAAGUUUAUAGUAAGAAAAGAUUCAAGUGUUUGCUGCAAUGGGUAGGAUAUAAUCAUUAAUUAUAAUGUUUCCUAAAUCUUGUGAUGAAUUAUAUUAAUGUCGACUCUUCAAAAAAAAGUUCCUUGGAACUUCUGCGAGAUAUUUCUAUAUCUUUACGGAUAAAGUUAUUGUGAAUAAAGUAAAAUAGAGAGUAAAUUCAUUUCAUAGGAAUCGAAUCGAAAGAGAACAGAUCGUGUUUUUAAUUUAGAAAAUACUAAGAGAAUAGUUUGGAAAUACACGUCAGAAUAACCAAUAAAAUUGAAGGGAAUCACAAUUGACAAUGAAAAUUCACAGUAGGAAUACUUUGGUGAAGAUGAUGUGCUUCGUGAAUUAAAAAAACAUAUUUCUAAGUUAUUCUUUUAGGCUAAGAUUCAGGAGGAAUAUGUGGCUAUUCAAGUGAUUGGAUAGGGAAAUUAUGCUUUAGUAUAAAUUUGAAUCAUUUAUUCUUAGGUUCUUGAAUUAUAACAUUUACACUCAAAUCAAAAGUUUGCUUCGAAAUGUAUAGACAAGAAAAAACUAUAGGCAAUUGAAUAAGGAAUGGUAAUCAAUCAAGUUUAAAUUUAUAGGAAUCAGUGAUGAAUGAAAUUUAAAUAAUGAGGAUUUUAAGUCCACAUGAAUAACUCAUUAAUUUGAUAGAGGUCUAUGAAGGAGAUAAUAACAUAUAUUUGAUAAUGGAUUUGGCUUAGGGAGGAAGUUUAUACAAGGAGAUGAAAAAUAAGUUGACCCUGUACAGCAGGUAGGAAGUCUAGAAAGUACCUAUUAUUAUUUAAAUUUAAGAUUAUGUAUUAGAUAUUAACAGGAUUAUAAUAUAUUCAUUCUAAAGGAAUCAUGCAUAGAGAUCUAAAACCAGAGAACAUUCUCUUCAAAGAAAAGGGCAAUAUAAAUGCUUUAACAAUUGCUGAUUUUGGUUUAUCUGUGAAAGUUGAUUCAUAUCCCUACCUCUAUCCAAAAUGUGGAACUCCAGGCUUUGUUGCCCCAGAGGUUGUUAAUUUGAUGGACAAAGCAUAAUCCUACACAACAGCAUGUGAUAUUUUUUCAGCUGGGGUUAUUUUCCACAUAUUGCUUUUGGGAGAAGGUUUGUUUGUUGGAAAUGGACAUCAGGAGAUUUUGAGAAUGAACAAAUAAUUCUAGGUUGAUUUUAGAAGAUAAAAAUACCAAUAAUUAGAUUCGGAUGCCAGAGAUUUAUUGUAAAUUUAAAUGUUAUAAUUAGAUUUAAGAUGAUCGCCUAGGAUGCUGAUCAAAGAUUUACAGCAACUCAAUGUCUUAAUCAUGUCUUUUUUUAAAAUGAAAUGGCUCCAUAAUUACUACUAAAAAUGUAAGAUUAUGUUAUCAAUGUAUAUUAGGCAAGGGAGUCCUACUAAAGAAUCUUUUGAUCACUAUCUAGAUACGUACAACAGUCCUGAUCAAAAAUUAAUGAAUAAGGAUAGCAAGAAUUUGUCAAUCGUCACUCGCACUCCCAUCUAUGCACCCAAGGCUAGCACUCCUGAAUUGCCUAAACAAAGAUCUAUUAUGGAAGAACUAAGUCCAUUAAGUUCCUUUUCUUUAGAUUAGCAACGCAAUGAAACACAAAGAGAAGAUUAAUUUUAAUUUGCUUUUACUAAAUGA